Molecule: messenger RNA, 1878 nt
Organism: Ylistrum balloti
Lineage: Eukaryota; Metazoa; Mollusca; Bivalvia; Pectinida; Pectinidae
Product: sodium/myo-inositol cotransporter-like
Exons: 14
Coding region: 1-1878 (625 amino acids)
Biological process (GO): transmembrane transport; inositol metabolic process; myo-inositol transport
Cellular component (GO): plasma membrane
Molecular function (GO): D-glucose:sodium symporter activity
Source: RefSeq, a predicted model, not a curated record
AUGGUGAGCGAAGCAGCGGAAACCUUUCGUCGUUCCUAUAAUCCGGAAACUGUGUCUUUAACCGGUGCAGAUGUGGGAGUAGUGUUGGCCUACUUUGUGGCUAUUUUGGCCGUAGGGGCAUUUGCUAUGUGGAGGGCAAACCGAGGGACAGUCGGCGGCUACUUCCUAGCUGGGAGAUCCAUGACUUUCAUUCCGCUCGGAGCAUCGCUGUUUGUCAGUAAUAUUGGCACAGAACACUUCAUUGGUCUCGCCGGGUCAGGGGCUGCCAACGGGAUAAGUGUCGGGGCUUGGGAGUUUAAUGCAAUCCUGCUGCUUCAGCUGUUGGGCUGGAUAUUUAUUCCCGUGUAUAUAGCAUGUGGGACCUACACAAUGCCUGAGUAUUUGUUUAAGAGGUUUGGAGGAAAGAGACUCCGAGUUUAUUUUGCCGUCCUCUCUCUCAUACUCUACAUCUUCACUAAGUGUUCCGGAGACCUGUUUACUGGUGCCCUGUUUAUUCAGCAGUCCCUGAGAUGGGAUCUUUAUCUCAGCAUAUUCGUCCUUGUCCUCAUCACUGGCAUCCUCACCAUGACAGGUGGUCUAACGGCUGUGAUAUACACUGACACCCUUCAGGCUGUACUGAUGGUAGGCGGAGGCCUCACGCUCAUGGGCAUGGCCUUCUCAAGAGUAGGUGGUUAUGACGGGAUGGUUCGUGGAUACCAGACAUCCAUGACGAACGAAACAUUCCGAAUCCCGAAUGCGACGUGUCACGAACCAGAUCCAAAUGCCUUCCGAAUGUUGCGCGAGGCCGAUGACGAUUAUAUGCCAUGGCCCGGAUUUCUUCUCGGUCAGACUCCGGGCUCGAUCUGGUACUGGUGUGCAGAUCAGGUGAUCGUACAAAGACUGCUGGCAGCUAAGAGCGUCUCCCAUGCUAAGGGCGCCACCCUGAUGGCGGGUUUCAUCAAAAUUCUUCCCCUCUUCAUGAUGGUCAUGCCUGGAAUGAUUAGUCGUAUUCUGUAUCCAGACGAGGUAGCAUGUGUAGACAAAGACAUCUGCUAUACGGUCUGUCAGAGCUACGCUGGCUGUACGAACAUUGCCUACCCGAGACUUGUACUCGGAAUCAUGCCGGAAGGAUUGAGGGGUCUUAUGAUGGCAGUGAUGAUAGCGGCCUUGAUGAGUGACCUUGACUCUAUCUUUAACAGCGCUAGCACGCUCUUUACGAUCGACAUUUAUAAAAGGGUCCGCAAAAAUGCUUCCGUCAGAGAACUUCUCAUCGUUGGAAGAGUAUUUAUUCUGGUGAUGAUUGGCGUUAGCAUAGCGUGGGUACCAAUCCUGAAGGAGACCCAAGGGGGCCAGGUUUUUAUCUACAUACAGGAAAUCACUAAUUACCUGGCCCCUCCCUUCGCCGCAGUCUUCCUCCUCGCUAUAUUAGUGCCACAGGUCAACGAGCAGGGGGCGUUCUGGUCGCUGAUGAUAGCGCUGAUUGCCGGAAUCACCCGGAUGGUGUUAGUGUUUGUUUACUACGACAGUGGAGAUUGUCUAAAUCCUGAUCCCCGCCCGGACAUCAUCAAAAACUUCCAUUACAUGUACUUCUCUUUAUUUAUCACCCUCAUGACAGCUGCACUGGCUAUCAUUAUCAGCCUCGCUACCGGCAAACCGGACCCCAAAUAUGUACACAGAACUACAUAUUGGACACGAUUCCUGAAACCUCUCCCCCGGGACUCACCUGCAGUAGAUACCAAGAAAGGUUAUGACAACCCUGCAUUAAGUACUGACGAUAUCGCUCUCCAGGUCCGUUCCGCAGGGUUAUCAGAGGUCAAAAAGGGCACACAAGAAACGGAACCCAGGAAGGUUUUCCGAGAUCCGGGACUAGAAAAAGGUCACCUCCCGCCAGGUAUUUGA